Messenger RNA from Mytilus californianus (California mussel), 1271 nucleotides. RefSeq names its product monocarboxylate transporter 14-like. Bases 6 to 1271 code for a protein of 421 amino acids. Gene Ontology annotation, biological process: monocarboxylic acid transport; transmembrane transport. Lineage: Eukaryota; Metazoa; Mollusca; Bivalvia; Mytilida; Mytilidae. The transcript has 3 exons. The record is from RefSeq and is a predicted model, not a curated record. Gene Ontology annotation, molecular function: monocarboxylic acid transmembrane transporter activity.
AGAAAAUGAUACCAAAAUGGUGGUGUCUGAUGAUUGUAUUUUCAGCCUUUAUGAUUCAAGCGAUAUCAUUUGGUACAGCAGGAGCCAUUGGAUUGUACAACAUAGAAUUUAUAGAUUACUUCAAAGUUGGAGCAGCUGAGGUCUCCUUGAUUGGUUCCAUUAACCUUGGUGUUUUCCUAGGAGCAGGUCCUUUUGUGAGUUUACUAAUGAGACAUAUGAGUUACAGAAGAGUAGCUGUCAUUGGGAGUUUACUCAGUACUAUUAGUUUGAUGUGUGUUCCAUUUUUAGAUAAUAUCAUCUAUCUGUAUAUUAUAUAUGGAAUCUUUACAGUUACAGGUUUAGGAUUUGCUAUGGUAUACCUACCAUCAAAUGUGUUAGCAGGCCUGUAUUUCAAUAAACAUCGGAGUCUUGCUGCUGGUAUCGCAACAAGUGGAUCUGGCAUAGGAGCCGUAAUAUUUCCAUUAUUAGUACACAGUUUGAUCCAGUAUUAUGGCUGGAAGGGGUCAGUUUUCAUCCUUGCUGGACUCAGUUUACAAUGCAUUGUAUUAUCUGCUUUGUUAUUUCCACUGGCAGAAAAUCCAGACAAAAAAGAACUGAAGUUAGUGUUGACAAACAGCAAUAUACAUGACAAACAAACAAAUCAUCCUGAUAUUGACUACACGAGGAACAAUGGUAAAUGUGAGAAUUACAAUGGUCACACAUGUAUAUCAGAGAAUGACAAAUCAGUUCAGCAAAAUUGCAAAGUCACAAAAUUAAUGGAAAAUUUUGAGCCUGAAGCUGAAAAAAGAUUAAAGCAUUGCUAUGUUUUAUGUAAUUUUUCUUUCUUUAUUCUCUUUCUUAAUAACAUACUUUGGAAUAUGGGAGUUGCAAUUUCUUGGGUCCUUGCUCCAGAGUACUUUGUAUCAAUGGGAUUGACCAAAGAAAAUGCAGCUACUAUUUCAACUUUUAGUGGAGUUGGUUGUUUCAUUGGUUGUAUAAUUGGUGGAGGACUGGGAAACAUACAAAGCCUAUGUAGAUUGUCUAUGUAUAUAUCAUGGAAUAUUGCAUUAGGAAUAUUUUUAAUGUUAUUGCCGUUAAAAAUAUUUCAAUCAGUUGAAAUUUUGUCAUUGAUAAUGUUUUUAAAUGGACUUGGAUUUGGAGGAAUUUUAGGACUACUUGUCAUUUUUACAGUUGACCUGCUAGGUGAAAAAGCUUUGGGUGAUGGUUUUGGAUAUUUGAUGUUCAGUAAUGGUGUAGGAUCUAUAAUUGGUCCACCGCUUGGAGGUGAGUAA